Molecule: messenger RNA, 1130 nt
Organism: Asterias rubens (European starfish)
Lineage: Eukaryota; Metazoa; Echinodermata; Asteroidea; Forcipulatida; Asteriidae
Product: synaptotagmin-C-like
Exons: 9
Coding region: 1-1074 (357 amino acids)
Biological process (GO): regulation of calcium ion-dependent exocytosis; regulation of dopamine secretion; cellular response to calcium ion
Molecular function (GO): phosphatidylserine binding; clathrin binding; syntaxin binding
Source: RefSeq, a predicted model, not a curated record
AUGACGAGAAUCCAGGCUAGCAACGCAAUGAAGUUCCCACAGCAGAGUAUGGACGGGACGGACAAGAUUAGAGUACUAAGUGUACCUCACAUCACCUUGCCAACGCGGCUACAGAGGAAGUCAGAGGGAGCCUAUUCAAGCAUCUACGAUCACUCCCUCAUUAAGAGUCGAUUUGGAUCAGCAGAUAGCAUACUGGGAUUAGUUGAACCAAUCGGAAAGUUGUUCAUCAGAAUCCGUCACAACUCGACAGAAGAGAAGCUGAUAUUGUUAAUCAACAAGGUAAAGGAUCUGCAAUUGCCGGCCAGUGUCAAGCUGAGUAAGAGUCUGAACCCGGUGCUGUAUAUCAAAGGGGGUUUCCUACCCACAAUGGGGCAACGAUUCACCACUAAAUACGCCCCACUUGCAGAGGUACAGUCUCAUACUUUUGAGGUUCAGAAUGUGACAUGGUACAAUGAGUUUUCCAUCCUGGGCGUGUCCAAGUCGGCAGCAUGGCAGCUGACCAUGCGUCUACACCUAUGCUACCGGGAGAACAAACAAGACAGAAUACAAAUUAUCGGAGUUUGUGACGUAGUACUUGGCCGGAUAAAUCUUGAGAACUCACAGGAGAUUACGCUUAACUUCUUCUCCAGUGAGAAGCAAUGUUCUGACCUGGGAGAUAUCCACGUGUCCCUAUGUUACCAGCCACAGCUUCGACGCAUCGUGUUCCUCAUUCUAGAAGCCAGAGACCUUCCUCGUAGCACGCUCUUUGGAAGUAUACAUUCUGUUGCCAAAGUUGAGAUGCUGUGUUCCAGGAAGCGACUGGAGAAGCAGAAAUCCAGGGUAGUUAGGGAGGCCCACAACCCCGUGUGGAACAACCAAAUCGUGUUCACCGUACCGGAUGCCAACACCAAACUACAAGACAUUCUGUUCGUUGUUACAGUACUGCAUGUCGACAUGGUCAAAGGGGGACAUGUUGUUGGCAAGUGUGAGCUUGGCUGGUCUGCAACAUGUGAAGAGCUGGACCAAUGGAACCAAGUCAUGCAGAAUCCAAACAGACCGAUACCAAUGUGGCUGGGCCUACAAUACCCGGACUGAAAACAGCUAGAGCAAGGUUUAGAGAUGCUUAUGAGUCAACUCGGUCCCAAGUCAAC